GAUGAUACAAACUUAUCUCCGCCGUUUCCCAUUCUUACAAGAGUAGCGUGUAGGAACUGUUGGCCAUUUCUUUUCUCUCUAUCUUCUUCCACCUUUGUACUGGAAAAAAGGAAGACCGUUUCAGUUGCAUAAUAUUGUACUGAUCCCUUUCUCUCUCUCCCUUGGAUCUCUUUGUGGCUUGGUUUGUCUGUGUGUGUGUUUUUAUGUGUGUUCUCCCAUCAUGAUUCCAGCCUAUCGCCACUCAGUAUCUUCUGUUAUGCCUCUGGAUCUUAAUGAAGAUCAAAACCACGAGUUCUUCAGUCCAAUUCAUCACCCUUCCUCUUCGUUUUCUUCUCUAUCUUCAUCAUAUCCUAUUCUCUUCAACCCGCCAAAUCAAGAUCAAGAAGCUCGAUCAUACUACUGGGAAACAACAAAGCACUUACCAAGUCAUGAAGAAGAGGCUGAGAAGAUUAUCCCUACUAGUGGAUCAUGGGGUCACUCGGUGGAAGAAAGUGAGCAUAAGGUGACAGUUUGGAGAAAAGAAGAGAGGAAUGAAAAUCUUGCUGAAGAUGGUUCGGUGAAGUGGAUGCCUUCGAAGAUGAGAAUUAUGCGGAAGAUGUUGGUGUCCAAUCAAACUGAUGCAUACACUUCAGACAACAACACUACGCACAAGUUUGAUGAUCAUAAACAACAACUGUCGUCACCGCUUGGAAUUGAUGAUAACAGCAGCAACAACUAUUCAGACAAAAGUAACAACAGUAUUGUUAGGGUUUGUUCUGAUUGCCACACCACCAAGACUCCUCUAUGGAGGAGUGGACCAAGAGGCCCCAAGUCGCUUUGCAAUGCCUGCGGAAUUCGACAAAGGAAGGCAAGACGAGCCAUGGCAGCUGCUGCGGCGGCAGCAUUGGGAGAUGGAGCAGUUAUUGUGGAAGCUGAGAAAUCUGUGAAGGGAAAGAAGUUGCAGAAGAAGAAAGAGAAGAAGACAAGAAUUGAGGGUGCAGCUCAGAUGAAAAUGAAGCGGAAGCUUGGAGUUGGAGCAAAGGCAUCACAAAGUAGAAACAAGUUUGGUUUUGAGGAUUUGACAUUGCGCUUGAGAAAGAACUUGGCUAUGCAUCAAGUUUUCCCUCAGGACGAGAAGGAGGCUGCGAUCCUCCUCAUGGCUUUAUCUUAUGGCCUUGUUCAUUGAUGAACCUUAAUAGCUAGCUAGAGCUACCACCGCUUCACUUAAUUUCAGAUCGUUAAUUAAUUAGGUUAAUUUCUUGUCUUGCUGUCUUAUGACUAGCUAGUUUUUGUUAGAUUAUUAUUAUUGUGUGAGAUCAAUGGUUUGAGUUAUAUGUGCGAGAAGAGUAUGUAAUAUUGCAGUACUAGCUAGUUAGUUAGGAAAGGGGAGGGAAAAUAAAGUUACAUGGGUGUGGGGGUGAUCUUAUGUACUUCAUAUAAUAUUAUGUCUGAUUUGAACAAGUUGAGGACCAAAAAGUGUGGGUCUCUUCUUGAUGUAUCUUAAAAAUUAAGUUCAAUAAAAUUUACAAGCUGGGUUUUGUAUA
This is a messenger RNA of Glycine soja, 1523 nucleotides long. Its product is annotated as GATA transcription factor 21-like. The transcript has 3 exons. The record is from RefSeq and is a predicted model, not a curated record. NCBI's taxonomy places the organism in Eukaryota, Viridiplantae, Streptophyta, Magnoliopsida, Fabales, Fabaceae. Bases 221 to 1165 code for a protein of 314 amino acids. Gene Ontology annotation, biological process: regulation of DNA-templated transcription. Gene Ontology annotation, molecular function: zinc ion binding; sequence-specific DNA binding.